AUGGCGUGGGGCGAGUACUGCCAGGACCCCUACCUCAUCGGCGACGUCUGUGCCAGGAACGAUUCCACGGGGGCGUCGUGCUGCACCCAGGUGCCGCCGGAGCACCAGUACCUGCACGUCUCGCCGCAGGCCAACUGCCUCACCACCACCACGGGCCAGUACGCGCUGGACUGGCUGGGGCGGCUGGAGAACUUUUACGAGGACUUUGCGGAGCUGCUGUCCAUUCUGAAUGCUCGGCCGGGUGUGCCCAAGAUCCCAUCGGAGCUCCCCGGCCAGCUGAAUAACGUCGACCCCUGCCUGAACCGCACGCUGAUGGGGACGAAGAAGGGACGAGCCAAGGCGCGGCUGCUGAAGUGCGACAAGCUGGACUUCUACACUGGGGCGAAUGAACACUGUUAUGACAGCAUACGGCAGUUUUAUGCGGAGGACAGUGCUCUGUUGGGUCUUUGA
Molecule: messenger RNA, 450 nt
Organism: Chlorella variabilis
Lineage: Eukaryota; Viridiplantae; Chlorophyta; Trebouxiophyceae; Chlorellales; Chlorellaceae
Exons: 1
Coding region: 1-450 (149 amino acids)
Source: RefSeq, a predicted model, not a curated record